This is a messenger RNA of Prorocentrum cordatum, 826 nucleotides long. Lineage: Eukaryota; Dinophyceae; Prorocentrales; Prorocentraceae. The record is from the annotation of a GenBank genome assembly.
AGAUCAAGGGGUGCGGGCCGCGCCAGCGCUGGGAUGGCCGGGCCGCAGGGCCGGAGCCGCGGGGUGACGUGCCUGCAGCGCGCCGCCGCGCUCUGGCUGCUCCUGCUCUGCGGGGCGCUCCUCGCCGCCUCCCGCCUCCUGGGCGCCCCCCGCGCCCGGCCGCCGGAGCCCGGCGGCGCGCAGGCGGCGGUUAAGGCGCGCGGGCGGCCAGCCCCCCGCGCGCCGCUGAGCCGGCCGGCGCCGGCGGCCAGCCCGCGGCACCGCCGGCCGCGGCUGGGCCCGCGGGCGCCAGCGAGCAGAUGGCGGCGUCGGCCGCGGCCUGGGACACAUCGACGACGCUGUGCCCCAAGUUUCCUGAAGAACCUGGCGCUGGGCUGCAGUACGGCUUCCUGCCAAAGGCGGUCCGGGGCGUGACCAUCCUGAUGUCUCUAGGACUGUGCAGGUGGCGCGUGGAUGACAGCAAGCUGAAGUCUGGCAUGGAGUCCGUUGCUUACAGGAAGAGCAAGAACAUGGAUGACAAGCUCGUCGGGGUGCACGCCCUGUUUGGAGAGGAAGUCGAAGGAGUCGACGAGGGAGACGACUGGGUGAAGUUCAGAUUCAAAGAGGUACGCUCUUGGGCCGAGCCGUCGCACGACUCGGCCUCCGUUAUUGCCCCAACUGUCACUAAGAUCACCGCGGACGGCUGAAUGGCGGCCCCUUACAGUUGGCUGCAGACUGCCCGCAUGGAAAAACAACGACCACCUCUAAUCAUUUAAGAUCCUUCGAGCAUGUGCUUCGCGUCAUAUGCUGUAACCUCUCGGCUCUACUUGAUUAUGCAAGCGACCGC